AUUUUUUAAACAUUUCAGAAACAGAAACAUAAAGAUUGUGAGAUUAGAAUCGAAGAAAGAAGACGAACAUGGAAAGAAGCAAAUGUAUGGAAAUGGAAGGAGAAAUGAAGAACAUGAUCAAGGUAUGGGUUUCAGUCCUAAUCUCACUUUCUUACUGUUAUUUCAUUUCUUCAAAGCUACCCAAAGGAAUGUUCAGAUUUCUGUCACUCUCACCUGUGUUGUACCAAUUCUCCAUGCUACCUCUUCAAUUCACCACUGUCCUACCGACAGGUGUCACUGCCUUGUUCAUCACUUGGCUCACCAACUCCAAACUUCUCCUCUUCGCUUUCGAUUUGGGACCUCUUCCUUCAAACUCCAACUCCCUCCUUCGCUUCAUCUCCUUUGCAUCUCUCCCAAUCAGACAAACCCUAAAAACCAAAUCAAAUUCAAAUCUCACUUCUCAUCCCAUUUUUCUCCCAAUCAAGACCUUCCUUUUUCUACUCUUUCUCUUACCCAUCAAACAAAAACUUCACCCUGCACUUGUUCUUUCCAGCUAUUGCGCCAUUGUCUAUCUUCUUGUCGAUAUUGCUAUGGGACUCUGCAACAUUCUCGUCGACGCCACGUUUUCCGUUGAGCUACAGUUACCGUCCGAUGACCCUUAUCUCUCAACCUCGCUGCGUGAUUUCUGGGGGAGAAGGUGGAACCUCAUAGUAACGCAUACGCUGCGACACACCGUAUACAAUCCCGUCAGAUCGCUACUGAGAAAUACCGUAUUGGGCCCCCAGUGGGCCUCGGUGUUCGGCGUCAUGGCAUCUUUCUUGGUGUCUGGGUUGAUGCACGAGCUUCUAUUCUACUACGUCACACGUGUCUCUCCCACGUGGGAGGUUACGUCCUUCUUUCUGCUCCACGGGGUUUGCGUGGUUGCGGAGUUUGGUGCGGUGAAGUGGUUGGGCCAUAAAUGUAGACUGCAUUGGGCCGUUUCCGGACCCAUUACUGUGGGGUUCGUGAUCACCACCGCCGCGUGGCUCUUCUUUCCACCGUUGAUGCGUACUGGCACGGGCGAGAGAUCCAUCAGGGAGUUCAGCGACGUUGUUGAGUGUGUUAUGGGAAUAUUUUACUAGUCCCAGUGUAACUUAUUAAUUUUAAUUUCAUUUGAACUUAUUAAUUUUAAGUUUGAUGUAAAACAGUAAAAGAUUUAGUUUAAUAGCAAUUUACGUAUACGGAUUAAAGAGUAUUUAGUAUAACAUAUUAAAUGAUCUCAUUUAUUUUAAAUAUUAGGAUAUUGAAUAUGUUUGUUUC
Molecule: messenger RNA, 1278 nt
Organism: Vigna radiata var. radiata (mung bean)
Lineage: Eukaryota; Viridiplantae; Streptophyta; Magnoliopsida; Fabales; Fabaceae
Product: probable long-chain-alcohol O-fatty-acyltransferase 5
Exons: 1
Coding region: 69-1100 (343 amino acids)
Biological process (GO): lipid metabolic process
Source: RefSeq, a predicted model, not a curated record